AUGCCAACACUAAGCCCUACAGAAAAACCUCGGGAUCUUCCGACCAGUGGAUACGAACACAUCGACGCUGAAUGUCUGGUGGAGGAGGAAGAACUGCCCGAUUACAGAGCAGACCGGUUUUAUCCUGUUCACCUAGCACACCAGUACGUUGCGCUAAAAGUUUAUGUGCGCACAUCGUUAGUUCACCGCGAGCUGCCGUCAUACCACCAUAUCGCUAGCCGUAUAACGCACAGUUCACACGAAGGACGAGGGAAUGUGCGCAGACUGUUGGAUUCGUUCGCCAUUAAUGGUCCUGAUGGCGACCAUAUUGUCCUUGUCUUUGAACCCGCACAACUGAGCCUCCGCGACAUGAAAGUCGUGUUUCGUCCGGAAGGAUUUGACGAAGACUUCGUUAGAGGUGCUAUUAUUGAGCUUUUGAAGGCUCUGGAUUUCCUACAUACAUAUGGGGAGAUUGUCCACACCGAUGUUCACCCUGGGAAUAUGCUCCUUGGUGUCUUCGAGAACAGCAUUUUCCAGCCACUUGAAGAGAAAGAAUACACCGAUCCAGUCCCCCGUAAACAAGUGUCUCCUACCCGGACAAUCUAUCUCUCCCGACUAUUGCGACCUAAAGAAGGUCCAAUGCUUUUAUCCGACUUCGGCGAAGCCAGAAUUGGCCGUGGGCCCCACGGUGGUGAUAUUAUGCCCUUAGAAUACCGUGCCCCUGAGACGUUACUUUAUGUGGGCUGGAGCUAUCCGGUGGAUAUAUGGAGCGUCGGCCUCACGGCGUGGGACCUUCUGGAGCCGAAGAAGCUGUUCACUGCACGUGACGAUGAUGGCGAUCUCUACGAUGCCGCUCAUUUGGCCCAGAUUAUCGCAGCAUUAGGUCCUCCUCCCGUAGAAUUUCUUGCUAAAAACCCAGAGAGAAAAGCAGACUUUUGGGAUGACGAAGGAAAUUGGCUGGGUCUUGCGCCCAUACCAGAAUCUCGAACAAUGGAAGCCCUCGAAAGUCGCUUGAAAGAUAAAGCAGGCUUCCUCAAAUUUAUCCGGAGGGCAUUGACCUGGAUGCCGGAGGAGAGAGCAACUGCCAAGGAGCUUCUGCAAGACCCUUGGUUGACAGGGGAAAAUCGCUAG
Penicillium oxalicum is the source of this 1110-nucleotide messenger RNA. RefSeq lists its product as uncharacterized. Lineage: Eukaryota; Fungi; Ascomycota; Eurotiomycetes; Eurotiales; Aspergillaceae. The record is from RefSeq and is a predicted model, not a curated record. The coding region runs from base 1 to 1110 and encodes 369 amino acids. The transcript is spliced from 5 exons. Gene Ontology annotation, biological process: spliceosomal complex assembly; protein phosphorylation; regulation of mRNA processing. Gene Ontology annotation, molecular function: protein kinase activity; ATP binding.